Messenger RNA from Cryptomeria japonica (Japanese cedar), 2228 nucleotides. RefSeq lists its product as uncharacterized. Gene Ontology annotation, cellular component: nucleus. The coding region runs from base 94 to 1383 and encodes 429 amino acids. The record is from RefSeq and is a predicted model, not a curated record. Gene Ontology annotation, molecular function: transcription corepressor activity. The transcript is spliced from 7 exons. Lineage: Eukaryota; Viridiplantae; Streptophyta; Pinopsida; Cupressales; Cupressaceae. Gene Ontology annotation, biological process: negative regulation of DNA-templated transcription.
AUACAUAAAUUUAUCGAUACCCCACACCAAAACACCUUCAUUGUACAAUUAUCAAAACAGCUACCCACACAAAAAAUUGCAGAUGCAAGUAUAAUGGAAGGAGAGAAAGAAGGAGGGCUGAGACUGAGCAAGAGAAUAGCUCAAGGUGAAGUGGACUAUUCAUCGAAGUCAGGGACAGCGUGGAGCCAUUCAUACCUUAAUCAGAAGCCAUGGCAUCCUCUUUCUUACCCGAAUCAGAAGCGCAAAUGGAUCGCCGAACAAACCCAUGCUCAGAAAGAACGCAGAUCCCAAGAAGUUGCCAGAGAGUUUGCACAGGAGCAGGAUUUCUUCCGUCAGACUGCUGCCAUCUCAAAAAAAGAAAAAGAAAAGGUAGAAGUUAUGAAAGCUGUGAGCUUUAUGUAUAUGCGCCCCCCUGGCUAUAACGCAGAAAGUGCAAAAGCUGCAGAGAUUGCAGAUGAGAGGAAGAAGCUUGGUGUGAACAAUGAUCAGGAAGAUUCUAUUCCUAGUGCUUCAGGUGGUGGAGGGAAAGGACAUAUAGUUGCUAAGGAUGGACUGACCGAAGAAAAGAGGAAGUCACAGCCAAAGGAUAUAUUUGGUAGGCCUUUGCCCACUGAGGAGGAAUUUGAAGUAUUAAAGAAUGCACCUAGGUUAGAAACAGGGUUACCUGUGCGAGUUAAGCCAUUUGGCGUUGAGAUCCGGAAUGUAAGAUGUGUACGUUGUGGGACAUAUGGUCAUCAGAGUGGUGAUCGAGAUUGUCUUUUGAGGGAUAUGAUAAUGCCCAAUGAGGAGAGCAGGUUGAAGAGAGACGAUCCACUGACAAAAAUCAUAGCACACACAGCUUCUGACGAGCCUCUGAAAUGGGAACUGAAGCAACAACCAGGAGGGAUAAGCCCCCCUCGUGGUGGAUACAAGUUAGAUGAUCCUAAUCAGCAGAUAAUUCCAGAUGAGAUCUUUGAUGAGUAUGGAGGUUUUUUAAGUGGAGGAGUUGAUAUUCCAGAACUACUGACCAACUUCUCCAAAGAAAAGUCCAAGAGAAGCAAGUCUAGAAAGAAAGAAAGUAGGCACAGAAAAUUGCAUGGAGCAGCAUAUGAAACAUCCAGUGAUGAUGGUGGCAAACAUUCAUCUCACACUAAAAUUAAGCAUGGUGACCGGAAAAGGAAAAGGUCAAGAUAUAAAAAUAAGUCAAAGAAACGACACCAUUCUAUCUCUAGCAGAGUUUCUAGCCCAGAAUCGGACCGGCGACAUAAGAAACAAAAACGAAAAAAGAAACAUGAAUCAGGCUCCAGCACAUCGAGCUCAGAAUCAGAACGACGACGUAAGAAACAAAAACGAAGAAAGCAACACAAAUCAGGCUCCAGCACAUCAAGUUCAGAUUCAGAGUAACCCUAGAAAUGCAUAUAGAAAUUGCCAUAGAUGGUCCACAUGUUUGAGCCUUGUGCUUGUUCUAGAUUGUCGUAACAUUUUUUCUGGCUGUAUCAAACACACUAUGGGAUUGCUGGAAGGAAUUUAUCCAUCUUGCUAGUAACUUAUCGAUUUCUGGUAAGUUCAAAACUGAUAUAUAAUUGUAAGAUCACACCAUGUAAACUGAUUUGUCUCAAAACGUUUCUUGGACAAGAUGGCAUCUACUUUUACAGCAUUUUGCAUGUCCCCACAAAAAGUUGCCAACCAUGCUAACUGGAAUAUAGGGAAUCUUUAAUAUAAUGUAUUUUUCUAUUUGAUUUUGUCAUGGAAGCUGUCAAGGUUCAGCAUCUAAUCCAACCAUACAGACUUACAAAGGUAAUGCUGGUAAACUGAGGCUGCUGGGAAGCCUGGAAACUUCCCGUGGAAAUUAUAUAAAUUUCAAUAUGGAGUGUGGAUCUAUCUUCAGUUCAGCAUUUUGUUAUAUGAGCCUGGCUAUAGGGGCUACGCUUCUGGAAAAUGGAGCAAGUGUUCACAUUAGUGAGCCAACUUUUCCUUUUGCUGGGGGAAGAUUUGGAUUGCUCCUAAAAAUAGUGCAGAAACUUUCAGCGCUUUAAUCUGUAGCCUUGUAACAAUACUGGUUAUUUGGACUUUUUGGCAUAGUGUUAAAGCUUCCUAAAUUGUAGUGAAUUUGUACUCUGCAAGUAAUAGCGGACAGCUUCCAAGCAAAAUCAUUGGACAGCACCUGAUAAACCUUUUAAGGAUGUUCUUUUUGAUGGACAAACAAUAAUCCAUAAAUGUAAAAUACAUUUCACCUGCUUCCAAACUUA